Ceratotherium simum simum (southern white rhinoceros) is the source of this 3326-nucleotide messenger RNA. It is a transcript of the gene DDR2, whose product is annotated as discoidin domain receptor tyrosine kinase 2. Gene Ontology annotation, biological process: multicellular organism development; positive regulation of kinase activity; cell surface receptor protein tyrosine kinase signaling pathway. Lineage: Eukaryota; Metazoa; Chordata; Mammalia; Perissodactyla; Rhinocerotidae. Gene Ontology annotation, molecular function: ATP binding; protein tyrosine kinase collagen receptor activity; collagen binding. Gene Ontology annotation, cellular component: signaling receptor complex; plasma membrane. The record is from RefSeq and is a predicted model, not a curated record.
GAAUCCUCAGAAUGUGAGGUUUCUCUCAAAGGCAUCUUGCAUCAGCCUGUGGAUGUAUGCCUACCGCCGGGCGCCUUCACCGGCAAAGUGGAAGAAGAAGCGUCUCACAACAAAUCCUUCCUUUUGGGUUGGGGGAACGCGGUGGAUUAUAGCUCUGUUUUCUCCUUUCAAAACUGUUCACUCCUGGAUGAACGGAGAUCUACAACCGGUCUGGGGUUCAAUGCUCUAGGAAGUUCCGAGGCUGGUGGCUUGAAGCAAGGAAGCUGCAAUAAUUGAAGAGAAACAGAGGCCAGCUGUUCUUGAAGAUCUCGUUCCUCAGAGAAUGUUCUGCACCUGUUGAUGCUCCAGUUCCAACACCAUCUUCUGAGAUGAUCCUGAUUCCCAGAAUGCCCUUGGUGCUGCUCCUGCUGCUGCCUAUCUUGAGUUCUGCAAAAGCUCAGGUUAAUCCAGCCAUAUGCCGCUAUCCUCUGGGCAUGUCAGGAGGCCACAUUCCAGAUGAGGACAUCACAGCUUCCAGUCAGUGGUCAGAAUCCACAGCUGCCAAAUAUGGAAGGCUGGAUUCAGAAGAAGGGGAUGGAGCCUGGUGUCCUGAGAUUCCAGUGGAACCCGAUGACCUGAAGGAGUUUCUGCAGAUUGACUUGCACACCCUGCACUUUAUCACUCUGGUGGGGACCCAGGGGCGCCAUGCAGGGGGCCAUGGUAUUGAGUUUGCCCCCAAGUACAAGAUCAAUUACAGUCGGGAUGGCACUCGCUGGAUCUCUUGGCGGAACCGGCAUGGAAAACAGGUGCUGGAUGGAAAUAGUAACCCCUAUGACAUUUUCCUAAAGGACUUGGAGCCACCCAUUGUGGCCAGAUUUGUCCGCUUCAUUCCGGUCACUGACCACUCCAUGAAUGUGUGCAUGAGAGUGGAGCUUUAUGGCUGUGUCUGGCUAGAUGGCUUGGUGUCUUACAACGCUCCAGCUGGACAGCAGUUUGUACUCCCUGGAGGCUCCAUCAUUUAUCUAAACGAUUCUGUCUAUGAUGGAGCCGUUGGGUACAGCAUGACUGAAGGGCUGGGUCAGUUGACAGAUGGGGUGUCCGGCCUGGACGAUUUCACCCAGACCCAUGAAUACCACGUGUGGCCCGGUUAUGACUACGUAGGCUGGAGGAAUGAGAGUGCCACCAAUGGUUACAUCGAGAUCAUGUUUGAAUUUGACCGCAUCAGGAAUUUCACUACAAUGAAGGUCCACUGCAACAACAUGUUUGCUAAAGGUGUGAAGAUCUUUAAGGAGGUACAGUGCUACUUCCGCUCUGAAGCCAAUGAGUGGGAACCUAAUGCCAUCUCCUUUCCCCUUGUCCUGGAUGACGUCAACCCCAGUGCUCGGUUCGUCACAGUGCCUCUCCAUCACCGCAUGGCCAGUGCCAUCAAGUGCCAAUACCAUUUUGCUGACACCUGGAUGAUGUUCAGUGAGAUCACCUUCCAAUCAGAUGCUGCGAUGUACAACAACUCUGGAGCCCUGCCCACCUUGCCUGUGGCACCUACAACCUACGAUCCAAUGCUUAAAGUCGAUGACAGCAACACUCGGAUCCUGAUUGGCUGCUUGGUGGCCAUCAUCUUCAUCCUUCUGGCCAUCAUUGUCAUCAUUCUCUGGAGGCAGUUUUGGCAGAAAAUGCUGGAGAAGGCUUCCCGGAGGAUGCUGGAUGAUGAAAUGACAGUCAGCCUUUCCCUGCCAAGCGAGUCCAGCAUGUUCAACAAUAACCGCUCCUCAUCGCCAAGUGAGCAGGAGUCCAACUCCACUUAUGAUCGCAUCUUUCCCCUUCGCCCUGACUACCAGGAGCCGUCCAGGCUGAUACGAAAACUCCCAGAAUUUGCUCCAGGGGAGGAAGAGUCAGGCUGCAGCGGCAUUGUGAAGCCGGUCCAGCCCAAUGGGCCUGAGGGGGUGCCCCACUAUGCAGAGGCUGACAUUGUGAACCUCCAGGGCGUGACUGGAGGCAACACCUACUCAGUGCCUGCUGUUACCAUGGACCUGCUCUCAGGAAAAGACGUGGCUGUGGAAGAGUUCCCCAGGAAACUCUUAACUUUCAAGGAGAAGCUGGGAGAAGGCCAGUUCGGGGAGGUUCAUCUCUGUGAAGUGGAGGGAAUGGAAAAAUUCAAAGACAAAGAUUUUGCCCUAGAUGUCAGUGCCAACCAGCCUGUCCUGGUGGCUGUGAAAAUGCUCCGAGCAGAUGCCAACAAGAAUGCCAGGAAUGAUUUUCUUAAGGAGAUAAAGAUCAUGUCCCGGCUCAAGGAUGCAAACAUCAUCCGUCUUCUAGCUGUGUGCAUCACUGAUGAUCCUCUCUGCAUGAUCACUGAGUACAUGGAGAAUGGAGAUCUCAAUCAGUUUCUUUCCCGCCAUGAGCCCCCCGAUUCUUCCUCCAGCAACGUACCCACAGUCAGUUAUGCCAACCUGAAGUUUAUGGCUACCCAGAUUGCCUCUGGCAUGAAGUACCUUUCCUCUCUUAAUUUUGUCCACCGAGACCUGGCCACACGAAACUGCUUAGUGGGUAAGAACUAUACCAUCAAGAUAGCUGACUUUGGAAUGAGCAGAAACCUGUACAGUGGUGACUACUACCGGAUCCAGGGCCGGGCAGUGCUCCCUAUCCGCUGGAUGUCUUGGGAGAGCAUCUUGCUGGGCAAAUUCACUACAGCAAGUGAUGUGUGGGCCUUUGGGGUGACUCUGUGGGAGACUUUCACCUUUUGCCAGGAGCAACCCUAUUCCCAGCUCUCAGAUGAACAGGUCAUUGAGAAUACUGGAGAGUUCUUCCGAGACCAAGGGAGGCAGACGUAUCUCCCCCAGCCUGCCAUUUGCCCUGACUCUGUAUAUAAGCUGAUGCUCAGCUGCUGGAGAAGAGACACCAAGCACCGUCCCUCGUUCCAGGAAAUCCACCUUCUGCUCCUUCAACAGGUGGACGAGUGAUGCUGUCAAUGCCUGGCGACGUUCUGAUGGCCCAGGUCCUCCUCACAAGACCUACCACUCACCCACGCCUAAGCCACUCCAUCUGGACGUUGAAUGGGCCUGAGAGACAGAGGCCGUUUGCUUUUCUCUGUCUCUGUCCCUCGUCUCCCUCCACUCCACUCCCUCACUGUCUACCCCCAACCCAUAUAUACAUUUUUUUUUUUACAUUAAAGAACUAAAAAAGAAAAAAAAAAAAGCCUAGGGCAGAUAAAAUCUAGUAAAGAAAUCUUACUUGAUAUACCAAAGUGUUGGAUAACGAAGGCUAGAUAAUUUAGAUAAUUUAUAAAGGUUAAAUAUGCUUGUGUUUAUAAAUGUGCAGAUUCUACAAUAUUUUUUCUCUACGUCACCUUU